Branchiostoma belcheri (Belcher's lancelet) is the source of this 165-nucleotide messenger RNA. Lineage: Eukaryota; Metazoa; Chordata; Leptocardii; Amphioxiformes; Branchiostomatidae. The record is from the annotation of a RefSeq genome assembly.
AUGCCACAAUUAAACCCAAUCCCUUGGGUAUUUCUUUUUGCUUUGGCGUGAGGUGUUUUGAUUUUUUGGGGAUUACAUAAGUUUACGAAUGUUAUUAAUCCAAUUAUAGAAAUGGAUAAUGAAAAUGUGGGAGGUGACCAAAAGGAAUAUUUAUGACCAUGGUAG